This is a messenger RNA of Paramecium octaurelia, 1296 nucleotides long. NCBI's taxonomy places the organism in Eukaryota, Ciliophora, Oligohymenophorea, Peniculida, Parameciidae. The record is from the annotation of a GenBank genome assembly.
AUGAGUUCCUCUUCUAGUUCCUCAUCUUCAAGGUCUUCAUCAAGAUCAUCAUCCUCAAGUUCAUCAUCUUCAUCAAGAUACUCUCACAAAAAAUAGAGAAGAAAAAACAAAAAGAAAGAGGAUUAAGAUGCUGGCCAUUUUGAAUAUCAAAUAGGCAUGAAAAUAAAAGCAGGAUAAUUUAUGAUCACACGAUUUUUAGGAGAUGGCACCUUUGGUCGUGUUUUAGAAGUUAAAACCUGCAAUACUACUAAUAAUAAUUAUUAUGCCAUGAAAGUAAUAUUAAUUGGAUUUAAAAGUGCAUAAGGGCUGUAGAAAGGUACAUAGAAUCAGCCAAAAUUGAAACCAAAAUUUUGUGGUAUAUUUAGGAUAAGGAUAAGAGUGGGGCAUUUAAUAUUGUGAGGCUGUUUACAUCGUUUGAAAGAUAUAACAAUUAUUUCAUGGUUUUCGAGAGGGUAUUUCUAAAAUAAUCAUUAAGUUAGGGAAAUCAUUAUAUGACUUAAUAAAACAGAACAAUUACAUCGGUUUUCCUAUGAAAUAUGUGUAAUCAUUUGCUAAAUAGAUCAUCAUCUCAGUGGCUUUCCUUCAUCAAAAUUAGAUAACUCACACAGAUCUCAAACCAGAGAAUAUUUUAACUACCAAUUGUGAAUAUAAGUUGGUCCCCUUCAAAGGAAGACAGUAUCUAUUUAUAUUCCAUUUUAUUUAGAAUUUGGGUUCCUGAGCGAGAAAUCCUUAAAAUCAUAGAUCUUGGUGGUGCCACCUUUGAACAUGAAUAUCACAGUACUGUCAUUAACACAAGACAAUAUCGUGCUCCUGAAGUGAUUAUGGGCUAUCCAAAAUGGAAUGAGAGGAGUGAUAUUUGGUGCUUAGCUUGUGUGUUAUUAGAAUUGUAUACCGGUAUUAAUUAAUCUCAAUUAUUCUAUAGGCGAAUUGUAUUUCUAAAAUAAAGAUGAUUUAGAACACAUAGCCAUGAUCGAAAAAGCUAUUGGACCUAUGGAUUACCGUCACUUCAAGAACUCCAAAUAUAAAACAUUCUUCAAUUAUGAUUAAAAGUACACUUAUUGAAAUUAGAGGUACUUUGAUUAGCAUCGAUCAUAUUUCAAAUGGAAUUCUGUGGCACCAAGCGAUUCUGCAAUAGAAAGAGUUAAAAAAUUGAAAACUUUUGAAGAAUUAAUACCAGCUAAACAUGCCAUAUUUAUUGAUCUGAUUAGAAAAAUGCUUAGAAUAGAUCCUGAAGAAAGAAUCCCAUUGAGAAAACUAGUUCAUCAUCCCUUUUUUCAAUAGGUAUUUUAAGAUUGA